AGGUGAAGCCCUGGCCUUAUGCUCUAUUAUUCAGUGUAAGCUGUGUUGUCGUGGAAAGACCAAACAAGCAGCUUAUAAAAUCUUGACAUCAACCCUUUGCAAGCAUGUAGAGGGUAUCACAGGUGCAAAAAAAAGUUGCCUCCCAGCUCCACCUCUAGUUAACCUGUUGCUAGGUAUGGGAGACAGGCUUUUCCAGCAUGGAAUUUGUGAAGCAGCAAGAUUUAAGCUGAACUCCUCAGAAUGGCUACUAAAAACAUUUGGCAAAGUUUGGCUCAAGAUAGUGGUCUAUCUAUGCGUCACAUUAAAAAGACAUUUAUUCUGCUGGUCACAUUAGCAUUUUUAUUGUCUGCUGUUGCUUAUGUCUUCGAGACAACUGCAUAUUCUCAAACCUGGUUGAAUAAAAUAAUGAAUCUGACUCAUUAUAAGGUAAUUAAAAGCACUUCGGCUGAUCGUUCUGAAAAUAAUUUAUUAUCACCUUUGCCCAAUCAACAAAUCCAACCAAGAGGUACAACUAUCUAUCAUCAUGUGGCUCAUCCAAGCAACUAUCAUUUCAUCCUGGAUGAACCUGAUAAAUGUAAGCAGGAUCCGUUCCUGGUCUUGAUGGUCCCUGUGGCCCCCCAUCAGCUGGAGGCUCGUAACGCCAUCCGCAGCACAUGGGGGACUGAGAGCUCAGUGCAGGGAAAAGCAGUGCUGACUCUGUUCUUGGUGGGUUUGACUGGAGGAGCUGAAGCUCAACAUCAGCUGGAGGAAGAGAGUCGACAACACAGAGAUUUACUGCAGAGCAACUUUGUGGACUCCUACUUCAAUCUGACCAUAAAGACCAUGGUGAUCAUGGACUGGCUGGCCACUCGUUGCCCUCAAGCAGCUUAUGCUAUGAAGAUUGAUUCUGAUAUGUACAUAAACCUGGAGAACCUGAUGACCCUGCUGUUGUCACCCAACACAUCCAGACAGAACUACAUCACAGGCCAUUUGAUGAGGAACGAGGUUGUUGUCAGAAACAUAAACUCUAAAUGGUAUGUGGCAGAGGAAUUGUACCCUGAACAGAAAUACCCCACAUACCUACUGGGAAUGGGUUAUGUUUUCUCCAAUGACCUGCCAAAAAAAUUAGUUGAGGCAUCAAAGAAAGUAAAGCCCUUUAACAUAGAAGAUGCAUAUGUGGGCGCUUGUCUGAAACAGUUGGGCGUUGCACCCUCAUCUCCCCCAAACCCUUCACAAUUUAAACUCUUUCUGGAACAAUAUAAUCGAGAAGAUUUUCUCAGAGUUAUCACGACAAUCCUGAGUUCCCCAAAGCAGUUAAUAGACAUUUGGAAGGAUGUAAAGAGGCCCACAUAAAAGUACUGGAGCACAAA
Molecule: messenger RNA, 1349 nt
Organism: Carassius carassius (crucian carp)
Lineage: Eukaryota; Metazoa; Chordata; Actinopteri; Cypriniformes; Cyprinidae
Product: beta-1,3-galactosyltransferase 2-like
Exons: 3
Coding region: 241-1332 (363 amino acids)
Cellular component (GO): membrane
Molecular function (GO): N-acetyl-beta-D-glucosaminide beta-(1,3)-galactosyltransferase activity
Source: RefSeq, a predicted model, not a curated record